AUGUCGAAAGCAAAGGGUGCAGCAGCAGGUGUUGACACCAUCGUCAAGCUGAUUGUGGGCGCCGGCCAGGCCAGUCCGAGCCCUCCAGUCGGUCCCGCGCUGGGUAGCAAGGGUGUCAAGUCUAUGGACUUUUGCAAGGAAUUCAACGCGAGGACAGCACACAUCGUACCGGGUACCCCAAUGCCGUGCCGGGUCACCGUCCGACCCGACCGGUCGUUCACCUUCGACGUCCGAACACCGCAGACAUCGUGGCUGCUGCUCAAUGCAGUGGGAGCGCCGGUGGGCAAGAAGGGAAACAGAAAAGGCGUCAGCAAGCCCGGGCACGAAACAGUCGGCACCAUCAGCUUAAAGCACAUCUACGAAAUCGCAAAAAUUAAGCAGUCGGAACUCCGGCUGUCCGGUCUGUCACUGGAGGGUCUAUGCCGAUCCAUCAUUUUCCAGUGCAAAUCAAUAGGAAUUAACGUGGUGGCUUAA
Trichoderma citrinoviride is the source of this 474-nucleotide messenger RNA. RefSeq names its product ribosomal protein L11. Gene Ontology annotation, molecular function: structural constituent of ribosome; large ribosomal subunit rRNA binding. The record is from RefSeq and is a predicted model, not a curated record. Bases 1 to 474 code for a protein of 157 amino acids. The transcript is spliced from 2 exons. Gene Ontology annotation, biological process: translation. Gene Ontology annotation, cellular component: mitochondrial large ribosomal subunit; ribosome. Lineage: Eukaryota; Fungi; Ascomycota; Sordariomycetes; Hypocreales; Hypocreaceae.